AUGUACCGUAGGUGUAGUGCACACCUAUCUGUUCUAUAUGAUGAUAUUUCAUUUUUUAUCGCCGCUCCGAACCUACAGGGUUUGCAAGAUCCUGAUGGUAGCCUGGAGAGACUUCUGCGGGAAUCUGAAAUACUUCGGCAGGCAUUCGGUCAUCUGUUUGACUAUGUCAUAGUCAAUAAUGAUAUAGAUGAAACGAUAGUUCAAUUGGAGCAGAUCGCGGAGAAGCUUCCAGUCUGCCCGCAAUGGUUGCCAGUUUCAUGGGUAUACUGA
Molecule: messenger RNA, 270 nt
Organism: Cylicostephanus goldi
Lineage: Eukaryota; Metazoa; Nematoda; Chromadorea; Rhabditida; Strongylidae
Source: the annotation of a GenBank genome assembly